GUUUUUCGGAGAAUGUUACUCAAUUACAGCGGAAUUACUUAAUCUUGCCUAAUCGAAGACGUAGCAUUAUUAUUAUUUUUAUUUUAAAGUAAUAAAAGUGAUUGCUUUAGAAUCAAGGAAUGCCGCAAUGCCAUAAAUACCACCCUGGAUACGCCCCUGAUCAUCGAUCGUCUCUACAUUGUUUUUUCUUUCUUUAAAAAUUUAAAUAAGAAUAUCAAAAACUUAAACUCUUCCGUAAAUGGAAGUAUCUAAGCUAUGCCGUUUAACCUUUAACACUUUUUGCCCCCCCUCUUAGCCUCGAUUACUUUUUCGACUCCACUGCCAUCGCUGUUGCCAUAUUUAAAAUACGAUGUUGUCUUUAGAAUUUUACGUCACAUUCAUUUUCUAAAAUUACCGGAAAAAUUCAAACGAAUGCAAUGAAAUAUAUAAUUUGUUACGCACCAAAUCAUUGGUUUUUACAAAGUGUUCGAUCUCAUUCGAUUGUUUUUCUUUUGUUUAUAUAAUAAUAGAAUCUUGAAAUGGACAUGAGCAGUUCUGCUCAACACAGGUCUAAAGGAGUAUAUUUUGAUAUUCAACCUUCACAAUUACCUGUGAUCUAUUCUCCUACAUAUAAUAUUGGAUUUUUUGGCUUAGAAAAGCUUCAUCCAUUUGAUUCCGGUAAAUGGGGACGAAUCUAUCAAUUUCUUAAAGAUGGCAAGAUGAUUAUUGAAGGACAAACAGUAGAACCUGAGGAAGCAACUGACGAAGAACUCAUGGUAGUUCAUCCACAAAGUUAUCUAAAUAAAUUGAAAUGGAGUGCUUACGUUGCAAGGAUCACAGAAGUACCAUGUGUAGCCCUUCUUCCUAAUUCUAUUGUCCAAAGACGCGUGCUGAAACCAUUUAGAACCCAAACUGGUGGGUCAAUAUUGGCUGGAAAACUAGCUGUUGAACGUGGAUGGGCAAUAAAUAUUGGAGGAGGAUUCCAUCAUUGCUAUGCUACUAAUGGAGGUGGAUUCUGUGCUUAUGCUGAUAUUACUCUUACAAUUAAAUUUUUAUUUCAUAAUUUAAAUAUUAAAUCAGCAAUGAUUGUAGAUUUAGAUGCUCAUCAGGGAAAUGGCCAUGAACGAGAUUUUAUGAAUGACCGUCAAGUUUACAUUUUGGAUGUUUAUAAUAGAAAUAUAUAUCCAGGUGACAAAUAUGCUAAAGAAGCAAUUACAAGAAAAGUAGAACUAAGACCAAUGACAGAAGAUACAGAAUAUUUGGAAAAAAUUUCAAUACAUUUAGAAGGUGCUCUGAAUGAAUUUACUCCAGAUAUUAUUAUUUACAAUGCUGGUACAGAUAUUUUAGAAGGUGAUCCUUUAGGUGGAUUAUCUGUUUCAGCUAAGGGCAUCAUAGCAAGGGAUGAAAUUGUCUUCCAAAAAGCUAGAGAGAGAAAAAUUCCAAUAGUGAUGUUAACUAGUGGAGGAUAUCAGCGUGUAACAGCUCGAAUCAUUGCUAAUUCAAUUUUGAAUUUAUUCCAAAAAGGAUAUUUAAAGGACAAUUAAAAUUAAUGUAAAUAUGAAAUAACUAACAGUAGUAAUUAGUAAUCCUAAUCAGUACAAAAGAAACUUCCAUUAUUUACUAUUAUUUUUAAUAAAAAAAUUUUAAAAUUUGAAACUAAGAUAAUCAAUUAUUCAAAGUAAUUUACAUUUUUAAAAUGUCCUAUUGAAAUUUCUGAAAUUUUGUAUAUAAUGCAUCAGUAGUAAUUUGGAAUUUAUAAAUGAGCAGUUUUUCUUAUUUAGUAUAAUAUAAAUGAAGGGUUUAAAAAUUAAAAAGAUGCAUUUGAAAGAUAUGAAUGAAAGAAUUAGCUAUAUAGUGAGAUAAUUAAAUCUAAUAAUAUGAUAAAGAAUGAUAAGGCAUUUGGAUGAUGAUUUUUUUUUUAAUUAUAAAUAUAUGUUACAUAAAAUUUAUAGUUUUAUUGUUUAAAAUUUUGUUAUGAAAUGUAAAUAAUCUUUUUAAUUUGUAUGUUAUAUAUUUUAAAUUAGUUGAAAAUAUCAUAAAGAUGCAUUUGUUAUUUUUUAUGAUUUUUAGGAUUGAAGUUGAAAAUCUUACAAGGUUUAUUUAAAUACAUUUAAGUAUUUCAAUUUCAUGUCCAUAUGACAUAAGUGCCUCUAUAAGAAUGAUUAUAAAAAGUUAAUUUAUAUAUUAGUCAAAAAUAGUUCUUAUAUUAUUUAUGCUAAUUUUUAAAAUUGUUACAUUUCUAGAAAUAUUUUUACUGAAAUUAACAGUUUUAUUAUUAUUAUUAUUAAUUUAUUUCUGUUAUUGCUGUAUAAAUUUCAAUUUCAAUUUAGAAGAGCUUGUUAAUACAAGAAAGGCUACAUAUAAAAUUUUCUAGCAUAUAUCAAAUUAAUAUUUAAUAUUAUAUAAAGUUUGUUUAUAUAUAAAUGUUGUUAAUUAAAUAAAAAUAUUUAUAAUUUACACUUUAAUCAUCUAUUUUUAUAAGAAUAAAUAAAUUCAAUAUAAUGUGUGUACUAAUGUUUAAAAUGUGGAGUUUUAUCUACAGAAUUUAGUGUAUUGUUCAUGGUGCUUGAAACAUUUUGAAAAUAUAUAAAUAUUAAUUCAUCUCUUAUUUAUGAAAACUGGCUUCUUGAAUAAUUGUGAUGUAAUAAACAUCCUGCCAAUCUAGAAGUCAAAAUUUCUAUUUAUAUUCUAUAUUCUUAUAUUUAAAAAUUGAUUCUGCAUUAAUCAUAGUUCGUACCGUAUAAACAAUAUUGUAAGCUAGUAAAUUGUUCUUUAUUUUUCAUAAGUUUUGCAAAAGGCAAAAUAAGGUGCCAAAGAUUAAAAUGGAAUAAUUAGACUGCUGAAACAUGUUGAUUGAUAUUGAUACAUUUUAUGAAAUAUUUUAUUUUAAUAUAAAUAUAUUUCAAAUAAUAAACUUCUUUUUCUGUUUUCCACAUUACUA
Messenger RNA from Centruroides sculpturatus (bark scorpion), 2920 nucleotides. It is a transcript of the gene HDAC11, whose product is annotated as histone deacetylase 11-like. Bases 519 to 1523 code for a protein of 334 amino acids. Lineage: Eukaryota; Metazoa; Arthropoda; Arachnida; Scorpiones; Buthidae. The record is from RefSeq and is a predicted model, not a curated record. The transcript has 9 exons. Gene Ontology annotation, molecular function: histone deacetylase activity.